Heterocephalus glaber (naked mole-rat) is the source of this 5270-nucleotide messenger RNA. The record is from RefSeq and is a predicted model, not a curated record. NCBI's taxonomy places the organism in Eukaryota, Metazoa, Chordata, Mammalia, Rodentia, Bathyergidae.
CCUGGGGCAAGUGCACAGGUCAUUUAUAGACCGGAUGUGACUGCCUGCCUGCCUGCUCCAGUGAUCUUUCUGUUGGAUGGUCUGAGGCACCUUCAGCGAGCAGGCCUUCGUCAUGGUGAUGUGAGCAGAGCCCAGGAAUGCCUUAUGUGGAUCGGCAGAACCGAAUCUGUGGGUUUCUGGACAUCGAGGAGAAUGAGCACGGCGGCAAGUUUCUGCGGAGGUACUUUAUUCUGGACACCCAGGCCAACUGCCUGCUCUGGUACAUGGACAACCCCCAGAACCUGGCCGUGGGGGCUGGAGCUGUUGGAUCUUUGCAGCUGACCUACAUUUCAAAGGUGAGCAUCGCUACCCCAAAGCAGAAACCAAAAACUCCAUUUUGCUUUGUUAUCAAUGCCCUGUCACAGAGAUAUUUUCUUCAAGCCAAUGACCAGAAAGAUCUGAAGGACUGGGUUGAAGCCCUGAACCAUGCCAGCAAGAUCACUGUACCCAAAGUUGGGAACUUACCCCUGACUACAGAAGUUCUCCAAAGCCUAACAGCCCCUUCAGCCCUGGAGAAGAAGCCACAGGUGGCCUACAAGACAGAAAUCAUCGGUGGGGUGGUGGUGCACACGCCCAUCAGCCAGAAUGGUGGGGAUGGGCAGGAAGGGAGUGAGCCAGGGUCCCACGCCAUCCUGCGAAGGUCUCAGAGUUACAUCCCCACAUCAGGCUGCCGAGCUUCCACCGGGCCCCCCCUCAUCAAGAGUGGCUACUGUGUGAAACAAGGGAAUGUGCGGAAGAGCUGGAAACGCCGCUUCUUUGUACUCGAUGACUUUACCAUCUGCUACUUCAAGUGUGAGCAGGACCGAGAACCACUGCGUACUAUAUUUCUCAAGGAUGUUCUCAAGACCCACGAGUGUCUGGUCAAGUCUGGUGAUCUCUUAAUGAGGGACAACCUGUUUGAAAUAAUAACCGGCUCCAGGACCUUCUAUGUGCAGGCGGACAGUCCAGAGGACAUGCAUAGCUGGAUUAAGGAGAUUGGGGCAGCUGUCCAGGCCCUCAAGUGCCACCCCAGAGAAGUAUCUUUUUCUAGAUCCAUUUCUUUGACUCGACCUGGAAGCUCCAGCCUCACAGGUGGGCCUAACUCUGUCUUGUGCCGAAGGCGGCCACCUGCAGAAGAAAAGAAAGCCCUCUGCAAAGCUCCCUCGAUGGUCUCCUCCUGGCAGCCUUGGACACCUGUCCCCCAGACUGGGGAAAAGCUGCUGGCAGCGGAAGAGACUGCAGAGGACUCUCUGUUCACUGCCCGUCUAGGGGAGAGAAGCAUUGCUGGGAUGCUGCCAAGCUCCCGGGUCAGGCACAGAUCGGAGCCCCAGCAACCCAAGGAGAAACCAUUUCUGUUCAAUCUUGAUGACGAAAACAUAAGGACUUCUGAUGUGUGACGAGGGGCAGCAUGUGGGAUGGGAGGGAGGAGAGAGGGAGGACUGGACAGAGGUGGCUGAGACUCAGUUUCUCUUCCUCACUGCAUGUUGGAUGCCUUUGUGGCACUCUAUUCCUGUGGCUGUCCAUGGGAGGGUCCAUGCGGCUGGCUUUUUUAAUAUUAUCAAUGGGAAGAUCACUAGGUUAGACCUGUGGGGCAUACUCAGGCAGAGAGUGUGUUGCCUCUUGCUGAAGUAUCCCAAGGUCUUUCUGGUGGGGUGUUGGUUUAGCAUCUCCUCUCUACAAGCGAUGUGGACUCCAGUUGUAACCCUAGCCAAAUUUAUUUCCUUGUCCUUGUUUUAGUUGCUUCAUUUUGUUUGAAUCCAUUCACAGGAUCCUAGGCCAGUCACCUAGUUUAUCCUAUUCCUGUUAAUUGGUUGAAGUUUGUGAAGCAGGAAGGUACAACCCAGCUGAAAGGAGUCGGGGGUGGGGGGUGCCCAGGCUGCAGCUGGACUGAGGUCCACCCCAGGAGGUAGUUGAAAUGAGGGGGGGCGCGGUGCUGGAGGGCUGCCCUCAAGGGUCUGCCAAGAUGGACGCCCCAGGAGACUCCCAGGGAAAGAGAUGGGUGUCUUUUGUGAGGUAUAGGGAAUAAUUCAAUGCCAGUGCAUCAGCCAGUUUUGGAAAUUACUCUGUUCUCCUUUUGAUGCUCUGUGAGCCCUAGUGCUGUAGCAGUAGGUGACAGACCGACCCAUCCAGUGGCUGUUUCUGGCCUUGUGGGUGGGCUUAUCAGUGUUAAGUGCUAUAACUGUUGAGAAUGUAACAGACAUUUCCCUUGAUAUGGUGAGAUUUGAAAUGUGUGGAGGGCUGGUAAGAGUGUGAUAAUUUGCGUGUGUGAUAGAAUGAUCUCUAUCUCAGUUUUAGAAUAGCUUUAAGGAGGUGCUGAGAAGAGAUAGAUGAUAGUUUAUCCUGCUAAGCUUUCUUGAUCCAUGUUUUCCAGACAGGAAAAAAAGUUCUGGUCUUUUUGAGUGGACCAUUUGCCUGAUAUUAAGUGUUAUGUAUCAUAUACCCUGGCAGAUUUGCUUUCUUUUUAUCCUUUGUGUUGCUUGUUGAAUGCAGCUAUGUGUGGGUGCAUGAUCAAACCGUGUACUUAACGGUGGGGAGAUACAAAGAUAAUCUUGAGAUAUUUAUAUUCUUUAGUGGAAUAGAAACUGGGUAUAAAAACAUUGAUUUAAAGGUUCUGCUAAUGAGAGGUGUCCCAGGUAGAAGAGCAUAGGAGAUUGAAUUUCCUAUCCAUAUUCCCUUUGGACAAGGUACAAUUUCUAGUGCUCUAGGGAGUAUUUAUCUACCCAGCUUCUGCAGUGAAUUGCUACCAGAAACUUUCGAGAGCUUCCUACAGGGAGAGAGAACUUAGGUGAUUACUACUUGUAAUUUUUAUUUCUUAGAUCAAUUAAUUAUAUUUUAAAAUAAAAAAUUAGCAACUAGAGGAAGAGACAAAAGCAUUUGUACCUAAGUAAAUCCCUGCUCCUUCUGUGUCCACAUCUGAUCCAGAGGUGAAAAUUCUUGAUGAAACAGUCAUUAGUGUUGCAGGGAAACAUGUUUCUCCUGGCCCGGGUGGCUAUGUUUUUUUUUUUCCUGUAUUAAAUUCUUUUAUUGGUACAUUGUAGGUAUACAACACAAUUACAUUUCUCAUUGGGAAUUGUACCUUUAUAUAAUGCAUCUUGGUUCUUAUUUUUUCCCCAUUCCCAGCCCUCCCUUCACGCCCUCCACCCUUCCCUAUUUACAAAGCCGGGUGGCUAUCUUGAAAUGUGGGUCAUGCAAGGCUUUUUCUGCUUCACUGCAUGGGUACACUCCUUCACUUCAGUUAAGUUUGGCCUGUGGUCCUAGUCUAAAAAAGAAAGUCUAUAGGUUCUCUCCCUCUUUCUCUCUCCAUUUUUCCUCUUUAAAAAAUAAACUCGAAGGGCUGGGGAUUUAGCUCAGUGGUUCUGUUGCCUGCCUCGCAAGCGCAAGGUCCCGAGUUCGAUCGCUGGUACCAAAAACAAAACAAAAUGAAAAACAAUUAAAAAAUAAACUCGUAUGUACUUUUGUCCUCAGAAAUUCUCAGUUUGAGAAUUAUUUAUUUAUGAACAAUCAAGGUUACAACUUACUUUAAGUAAUCUGAUCUUAAGAAGCCAUUCCAAAUUCCUAAAGCCCUUUGUCUCUGGUUGCACCUUCCUAUUUUUCUCCCCACCAACUUCCUGAGUUUUUCAACAGAAAUGCACAUCAUGCGACAUGGAUGUGAUGAAAAAAAAUGAGACGCUUUUGAAUUCUCUUUAAACAUUCCCUGACUCAUGGAAAUGAUGUCAUCUCUUUGUGUUUAAAUUGUGAAGAUCUCUGUCUCUCUCUGACUCUUGUCUCUCUCUCUCAAAUAAACUGUGCUAUAUACUACUGCUAAUUAAUUGGCUAUUACAGUAAGCUGAUAGAUUUCUUAUUCAGUAAGGUCUAUUUUGAGAGUAUGUUAACAUAAUCCAGUCUGUUUUAAUGAAGGAGAAACAAGGACUCUUAACGAGCAUAAACUUGGACACUCCAAGGUGGAACAUAGUUAAUAUAGUUCUAAUAUCAGAAAACUGUGUUUAUCUUUUUUGAAGCCUAAAAACAUUCACAUUCCAAAUCUUAUCUCAGAAUUCCUUUUCUGUCCAUAUUUCUUAACCUUCUGACCAAUUUUAAACCACUGUCUUUUAAUGUGAGCCAAAGAUGGUGCACAGAUAACUGAAGCAUUUGGUUUUAAUUGUGUGAAAUGGAACCAGGUGGAAAAAAUUAGAAAAUAAAAUAGGGAUACAGGAUAGGUGAAUGGCUAAGCACAUAGGUUCUGGAAUAAAUCCUAGUUAAAAAAAAAAAAGGAACUAAAAAAGAUACUGCAUUUUCUUUAGGGAAUGAAAACCUUGGGCAGGGGAUUUAGCUCAGUGGUUCCAGCACCUGCCUGGCAAUGCAAGGUCCUGAGUUUGAUCCCCGGUACAAAAAAAAAAAAAAAAAAUCCAAUGGGCUGGGGAUUUAGCUCAGUGGUUCUGUCACCUGCUUCGCAAGCGCAAGGUCCACAAACCCGAAGUGCAGCAGUAUUCCAGGUGGUCUUCUCCAUAGUGGAACGACUUACCAUCUAUUAUUCUGGAAACCUGACAGACUUGCUUACUCAAGGUCAAGUGAUGGUUGGGGAAGAUAGUUUGCCUUUUGCUUUCUAUGAGACGUAAAGGGUAAGGAGGUGCACACCCUGGAUAGUGGCCUCAGGUCACAGUAGUGGAAUCACUCCUCUGUGUCUGACUAAAAUCCUGAGCUCCUGUGAGAAGGGUAGAGUUAAGGUCCACUUUGUAAGUUUACUAGGAGCAAAAUAAUUUUUUUCUUUUCUGACUAAAAUGACCUGAUAAGUAAUUAGUUGAGCAAUGGAAUUUGAUAGGUUUGUUUUCAUUGUUAACCAGAUAAACAGGCAUAUGGAAGCGUUAACAGCAUUUUGGAAAUUAAGUUUCCCAAAUCAGUUUUGUUUAUUAACUUUGAACAUGUCAGAAAUGGGCGUGUUUAUUAAAUAUUUUCUACCAACAUCUCUUUUUUUCCUCCUUAGACCUGUUUUUUCUGUUAUGGCUUGCAGCACUUACAGGCACUCAUGCUAGGUAGAGUCUGAAUAAAGCAAAUGUUCUGCAAAAACAUACUAUUUGAGCCCUUCCCCAUCGCUUGCGAAGGUUUUGAAUCAGUAGGUCUCAGCUGUGAAGCACCCUCGCUUUGAGUCCCGAGCUGAGUGCAUGGAAUCGUACAGUAUGCUUCUCAUUUUUCUGUGAUCUGCUAAUUGGUAUGUAGCAAAAAUAAUUUUCUAAAACUGUUUUGUCGCUUGUUUUGUAAUAAAACCAGUACUGAAA